AUAAACCCGCCCACAUUUCUUUUGGACCUCACAAAUCUCAAAUUGCACUCGAAGGGUCUUGCUCCUUCUCUAACAUUUUUCCCCACCCCCUCCUAAAUUCAUCCCUUCCCCUUGGUUUCUCACGCACAUAUUUUUCUCUGCAGAACUUUGGAAAAAGGUGUUUUGUGUAUUACCAUGGAGGUCACAGCAGCAGAGGCAACAGGAACACGGGGGGAUGGAGAGGGGGCAACACAGGUCAACAAAACCGUGAUGGGGAACAAGCCCCUCCAUCGUUUCAUCAGAGGAGAACCUAAAUGUCUUGGGAUUGCAAUCCUGAUACUUGGCUGUGCAGAGCUGCAGAUGGGUAUUGGGCUGUUGAAGGCAGACAACUUUAACUCCAGCUUCAUCUACAUCCCUUUCUGGGAGGGAGCCCUGUUCAUCACUUGUGGAAUCCUCUCCAUCUACACUGAGAUGCAUCCCUCAAAGAAAACGGUGACGGUGUGUUUGGCCAUGUAUGUGGUAACCCUUAUUGGUAUUCUGGUAUCCUCACUCCAAAGAAGCGCCUUCAUUGCAUAUUCUAACACAAUCCUGUAUCGUAAAGGACAAAACAAAUGGCAGACAUACCAGGAGGAUCAAAUACAAGGUUUGGAGGCGUUACUGCUCACGUGCUCGCUCUGUGUGUCUGGGAUUCUCAUCUUUCUGUCCACUAUAGCACGGUUCGCUUUGAAGUCCUCCAAAACCCAGAUGGUCCUCACCAUGCCCAUUCAGUCCUGAGUGGGAAAUAACCCUUUUAAGUAUUAGAAUUGACAUCAUACAAUUCAUGUACUACGUAAUGGGAUCACAUUUUUUUCUCACCUUGACCUAAGUACAUUUUGUGUGCAUAUUCUACCACCUAGUGGUAGAAUCAUUUGUAGCUUUGACUUGUUUUAUGGCUCCAUUUCUUUAGCUAUGUGUAGGCUGAAGACCAAAUUACGGCAACUGCUUUGUACACUUUUACAUGUAUGCAGAAAUUGUUGUGUAUAAUAAAAUAUAAUAAGUAGCCUAC
Molecule: messenger RNA, 1024 nt
Organism: Osmerus eperlanus (European smelt)
Lineage: Eukaryota; Metazoa; Chordata; Actinopteri; Osmeriformes; Osmeridae
Exons: 7
Coding region: 175-753 (192 amino acids)
Source: RefSeq, a predicted model, not a curated record